Molecule: messenger RNA, 995 nt
Organism: Juglans microcarpa x Juglans regia
Lineage: Eukaryota; Viridiplantae; Streptophyta; Magnoliopsida; Fagales; Juglandaceae
Product: RING-H2 finger protein ATL14-like
Exons: 1
Coding region: 300-851 (183 amino acids)
Source: RefSeq, a predicted model, not a curated record
UCUUCUUCCCUCCCCACCGAAUUCAUCUUCAUCUGCUCGAUCGGCCUGCAAUUCGAUCCACUGCAUGUUGCAUGCAUGCCAUAUUCGUGAUUAACCCUAAAAAGAGUACAGAAAAAACCUAUUUUCCUGGAAAUCAACCCUACCAGCUCGUUGCUAUAUAUCACUUAGUCCUCAAAAAUCACAGCCUUUGUGCGUUACUUAGUACUGAUCGAUCACUUUGUUUCAAUUCCAGCUAACCCUAUCGGCCUCCUACCUCCUUUAAUUCUGCCCCCAUCGAUUCAGCAGCUAGUCGAUCAUCCAUGAACACUUUGCCCAUUUCGUCAAUUUUCUCACUCCUUUUCCUUCUGGUUUCCAUCAUGUUUUGUUUCCGUAAGCAGUUUUACAAGCUAAAUCGUUUGUCCAUCGUUUGGAAAAAUGUCGUCUUGGUUGCUUCACGUCUUACAAAGUUGCUCGAUCUCUUGCUUUAUCAUUCCUUCUCCAAGAGGUGGUACGAGCAUGAUCACCAUCGUGACAUGGCACAAUAUAGCAGCUGCGACCAAGAACGUCGACCAACAAACGACGUUUACGAGUGGAAGCCGGCCGCCGGGUCUGAUGAGGAAGAUCAAGUAGAAUGUGCGGUGUGUCUGUGCAAGAUUGAGGAAGGCGAAGAGAUUAGAGAGUUGAGAUGUGACCAUAUUUUUCAUAGAAUUUGCUUAGACAGAUGGCUUGGAUACAAUCGCGUAACCUGUCCCCUUUGUCGUGAUUCGCUGUUCAUGCGUAGGAAUGUCACUGAACUUGGAGUGGAAUUGCUGCAUUUCAAAUAUUGUUGUCUCAACUCAGUUGACCGGCGCCAAACAUGGUGGCUGCGCUGAAUCUAUAUAUAUAUAUAUAUAUAUAUGAGAACAUAUAUAGCAAAAAAACCAAGUCCCUGUAAUGCUACUUUCAUUUCCUCCUACCUACCUUUUUUUUUUUUUUUUGAAAUAACACCUUCUAGUCAGUUAUAUAUUUACACUAAU